CUUCCAAAAAUUACGACUCGUUGCUUCUUUUUACUUCCAAUUUUCAAUCAAUCAAUUCUUCCGAAGCCACGUUCCCUACAUCCAUGGAGGUCUCUGGUGCCGUUUCACGGCGACUUCCCGGCCUCAUCCGCCGAGAGAUUGCUCAAUCUUCCAUGGAGGUCUCCGGUCAUGAUGCCCGGCGGGCGCCCUGUAGCCUGUCCAUUUCCGGUGGCUCUGUUCGUACUGAAACUCGUGAUUUCGGCCUCUACGUUCGUCGGAAUAUAAAUUCUCCUAGGUUUAGCGAUGACGGUCAUGUGCGGUAUUAUGUUGGAACGAGGUGCCAUGGUGGCAGAUUGAAGAAGGAGAAGGAGGCGGUGAAGAAGAAAUUGAAAUUGCUGAAAGGAUUGUCUGGUGAUUCAUCUGCGGCUUUUGCAUUCGGCUUCGUGUUUCGUUUUGAUGAUAGCUCGGUCGGCGAGUUUCAGGCGGAUCGCUUCUCUAUUGAGGAAACGAGAGAGGUGUUGGAAAGACAGCUUCAACAGCUAAAAGCAGAGGAGAAGGAACAGAAGAGAAAAAGGAAGCUAGAAAAGGCCAAGCUGAAAGCAGCUCGAUUACAAACCGCUCACGAUUCAUCAUCUUCAUCCUCCGAAUCCAGUGCCAUUGAAGGCAAUAUGACCAACACAAGGUACCGAACAAGGAAGGCAAAUUCACCCUCACUUUCGCAGCCAUUCUCAGAUCAAUGGCAGGCAAAUGCCAUUCAAGGAUCAGCAUUAGCUCCUCCAUUGCAGACCCAUCAGCUCAAUUCAAACACCGGAAACUUCGGUGUUGCUCGGUCGGCAUCUGUAGGGAGGGUUGAAGUGUGUAUGGGAAACAAGUGCAAGAAAGCAGGGGCAGCGGCAUUGAUGGAGGAAUUCGAGAGGGUGAUGGGGGCAGAUAGUGUUGUUUGUGGGUGUAAAUGCAUGGGAAGAUGCAGAGAUGGACCAAAUGUGAGAGUUUCUAGUUCUUUGGACAUGGAAACUCGCUCUCCAAAUCCACUGUGCAUUGGAGUUGGAGUGGAGGAUGUUGGUAGAAUUGUGGCUGAGCAUCUAGGAGGACAAGGGGAGCAUAAACAACCUAGGUUUGCACCUUCAAUUUGAUGCCUUCUUGGGAGAAGUUAAUUUAGUGUAGUUCGUAAAAAGUUUACCAUCGUCCUUAUGGGUUAGGGAAAUUUUGGAGCCAAUCCAGCUGCUAGGACUGUGAAGUUCAGGUAGAUGGAGGAUCAUUUUAGCCUCUUUUAGUUUCUGACAAAUUUGUUGUAACGUCCGUUCAUCGACCGCUUGAAUCACAAGAGUUACUACUAAUAUAGAUAAUUUGCUUUGUAAAACCAUCAAACAGAACAUUUUCUUAUAUGAUAAAUAAAACGUAACGUGUGAAUUAUGUUA
Cucurbita pepo subsp. pepo (vegetable marrow) is the source of this 1397-nucleotide messenger RNA. Its product is annotated as diacylglycerol O-acyltransferase 3-like. NCBI's taxonomy places the organism in Eukaryota, Viridiplantae, Streptophyta, Magnoliopsida, Cucurbitales, Cucurbitaceae. The record is from RefSeq and is a predicted model, not a curated record.